Molecule: messenger RNA, 1439 nt
Organism: Cornus florida
Lineage: Eukaryota; Viridiplantae; Streptophyta; Magnoliopsida; Cornales; Cornaceae
Exons: 5
Coding region: 238-993 (251 amino acids)
Source: RefSeq, a predicted model, not a curated record
AUAUAUGUAUAAUAUCACUCGGGUUCAAGUCCAGUGUUCGGACUUUCCUCCUUCAACAAUAUUAUUAUAUCCAUAUAUAUAUGUAAUGAUUAUAAUUGCCAGUUUUCACAUACGUUCUCUCUUUCUGCACCACUCUCUCUCUCUCUCUCUCUCUCUCUCUCUACCCGCUCCCUGUUUUUCUCACUUUUGUAUACUCCUACCUCCCCUUCUCUCUCUCUCCAACACGAAGACCACUCGAUGACAACGGACGACUGGAUGACGGCGGCUCUGGCGGACGAUGCGGUGGUGGCAGAGCUGUUGUUAUCGAUGAAGCAUUCAUCGGAAUCUUACGCACCGCCGCCACUGCUGCUUCCGCCGCUCGGGUGGGGACACCGCCAGCAGCGUUCGAAGCCGUCGGCGAAGAAGGAACGCGACUCCACGAGAUGCAGCCCCACAACGCCGCUCUCUUGGAGCGGCGCCACCGCAUCUCCCAGCGACGGCUGCGACGAGUCCAGCCGGCCCUCCGAUCCCUCCUCCGCCGCCAGAUCCAAGGGUACAUUCACAACGGAAACUCCCAAUAAGAGAUCAAGGAGAAAGAAGACAUUUACUGAACUUAAGGAGGAGGAGAAUUUGCUAUUGAAGGAAAAGAUACACUUGAAGAAGGAAUUAGAAACAUUACAAAUAACACUACGGGAUCAGAAAGCUAGAAGUGAGAACUUGAAGAGGAUUAAGCUUGAUAUGGGCCUGCAACAAACAAAUAAGAUGCUUACAAUAUCAUCAGAUGAACCAGAGGAAGCAAUUUCCAAUCAACCCAAUUUGAUGGAAGCCUCUAGUUUUAACCGUCUUCUAACGUUACCAACACAUUCGACACAAGAUUGUCCCCCAUCAUCUGAUUCCCACAAAGUUCAAAAAGACGUCGAGCCCCAGGAAAGAUGCUUCGUGAUACCCGAUCUAAACAUGACGCCGUCUGAGGAGGAAGAUUCUGGCUUCGACACUUUAUAUUGUUUCAGCUGAGAAGAAAGAGGACUCCAUUGUUUGUCCCCUUUUUCCUGAAGCAAGUGGCUAUGGUAUUAUUAUGUGGCUUCUUGGUUCAAUAAACAGAGUCCAUUGGUCCUGAAUAUGCAUAAUAUGACCUAGGAGCUGUUUGUAAAGUAGAAAUGAAAAUCUUAUUUGUACCUGAGACAAAGUCAUAGAUACAAUGACUCAAAGGUGUAAUUCCUGAGAAUCAUAAGAAUCACCAAGAAAGUUUUGAGGAUAGUACAGAGACGGUAGCGAUUAGACAAGUAGAAAAUUUCAAUGUUAUGCAGGUUUCUUUGUUCCUUCUCCAAAAUUUUCUGGAGUAAGUUCUCUUUACUUCAUUUUAGAAAUAUAUAUAGGCAUAAAUGUGUCUUUAAUUCUUUUGUAAACUACACACACAGUUGUUAUAUCCCUUUGAACUAGUUGAAUCUAAUUUCCACCAA